Messenger RNA from Cryptococcus deneoformans JEC21, 1683 nucleotides. Its product is annotated as chaperone regulator, putative. The record is from RefSeq and is a predicted model, not a curated record. The coding region runs from base 111 to 1325 and encodes 404 amino acids. NCBI's taxonomy places the organism in Eukaryota, Fungi, Basidiomycota, Tremellomycetes, Tremellales, Cryptococcaceae. The transcript is spliced from 7 exons. Gene Ontology annotation, molecular function: ATP binding; Hsp70 protein binding. Gene Ontology annotation, biological process: protein refolding; response to heat. Gene Ontology annotation, cellular component: nucleus; cytoplasm; cytosol.
UUUUUCUACCUCCAGCCUCCAUCUCUUCCAACUUUAUAUUUCUCUUCCAUAUCAUAUAUACCCUUCCUCGCCACUCAUUGUAUCUCUAGAAAGCAAAUAAACAACUAAAGAUGGUUAAGGAAACUAAAUACUACGAUCUCCUCGGUGUCAAGCCUGACGCUGAUGCCAACGACAUCAAAAAGGCCUACCGGAAAAGCGCUUUGAGGCACCAUCCCGACAAGGGCGGUGACCCCGAGCUUUUCAAGGAGAUGACCCAUGCUUACGAAGUUCUUUCCGACGACCAGCAACGAUCUCUCUACGACCAGCUCGGUGAAGCCGGUCUCAAGGAAGGUGGCAUGGGCGGUGGCGUUGAUCCUCAAGAUCUUUUCAGCCAGCUGUUCGGUGGCGGUGGUGGUUUCUUCGGUGGUGGUGGUGGCGGACGAAGCAGCGGUCCCCGACGUGGCCGAGACCUCGUUCACCGAAUCUCCGUUUCCCUUGAAGACCUCUACAAGGGCAAGGUCCAGAAGCUCGCUCUUUCCAAGUCUGUUAUCUGUAAGACCUGUGAUGGCCGAGGUGGCAAGCAGGGCGCUGUUCAGACCUGUACCGGCUGUCAAGGUCGAGGUGUCAAGGUCAUGCUCCGUCAGCUUGGCCCUAUGAUGCAGCAAAUCCAGCAACCCUGUACCGAGUGUGAGGGUACUGGUGAGAUGAUGAACCCCAAGGACAGAUGUAAGACCUGUAGCGGCAAGAAGACCAAUCAGGAAAGGAAGGUGCUUGAGGUUCACAUCGACAAGGGUAUGAAGGGUGGUCAGCAAAUCAAAUUUGCUGGCGAAUCCGACCAACAACCUGGUACCAUUCCUGGUGAUGUUAUUAUCGUUAUUGAGGAGAAGCCUCACCCUCGAUUCGAGAGGAAGGGUGACGAUUUGUUCUACAACGCCAAGAUUGACCUCCUCACUGCUUUGGCUGGUGGUGACUUUGCCAUUGAACACCUUGAUGAGCAUGCUUUGCACGUCACCAUUGUCCCUGGAGAGGUUAUCAAGCCUGACGCGCUCAAGAUUAUCUCCGGCCAGGGUAUGCCUUCUUACCGACACCAUGAGCUCGGUGACCUUUAUGUCCGUCUCACUGUCGAAUUCCCCAACACUAUUCCGGUUGAGAACAUCCCGUUGCUCGAGAAGGCCCUCCCCGCGCGCAAGGCAUUGCCCAAGUUCAAUAAGAAGAUUCACAUCGACGAGGUUGUGCUUUCCGAGCCCAACGAGAGGCAUGCGAAGAAUGCGGCGACUGGUGAGGACGAGGAGAUGGAUGAUGAAGACGAUGAUGGAAGGCCUGGUGUGCAGUGCGCGCAGCAGUAAAAACCCCAAAACGUCACCUAUCCUUUCUUUCGACCUUCAUUAUACGUCUCCAAAACCGAUAUUAAAUCCUUAAAACAUAUACCCCCCAUCAGGCAACUCCCGGCUUCAUGGGCUUCAAACAAAGAGUUCAAUAGAUCAUUCAUUUCCUUCCACUUGUGCGGUAUAGCACCUUUUUUAACCUAUACCUGUUUCUUUUCUGCCAGAGUAGAGCGGAUGCACUUGUUCCUGAUUAAUUCUCUUUUGAGAUGGCGGGGGGAUGGUGAAAUAAGAGCUUGGGAAGGUUGUUGUAGAGUCGCGAUCGUAGGGCUUGUAGGAUGACGAUAUUCUUUGCAUGAUGUGUUUAUGACGAGUCAAUACU